CGACUAACUGAUCAAGCGCUGAAAGCAGAUUAAACGGUUAAACUGAAGUGCGUCUCUGUGAAACUCCCGGUGGACUAACCCACCUUCACUUUAUUUAUUUACCGGCCCAAUGACUCUUCUGUCUUCACCGGCGACGGAUAGUUCAUGAAAAUGUUACUCUUCGUGUGAGAUCUGGGGACCUCUUGAAGCUCCAAUCAUGGCAGCAAACAAGAGCCUAUGUUUGAUGGAGAGGACCACUGGAUCAAGAAGGAAAAGCUCUUACACUGUCUGGAAUUCACCACUGAUGAAACAAGAACUCUGAACUGUUCUCCUUGGUCAUAUUAACCUGCCAAAGUUCAGGUGUAAAACAUCGACUUAGAUGCAGUGCAAAUGGAUAAAACAAAAACUUCAAAAUCACACACACUGGAUAUAUUUAUGCUGAGCAAGCCAAUGAAGUAAAAAUAUUUAUUCAAUGUUAGCGAUCAUAUGAAAAGAAUGAUUAAGUCAAAUAUUUUGAAGAAUUGGUAUUGAAGCUAUGGAAAAGUUCCUCUUUGGUGGGGCAACAUAUCAUCUGACUGUAAGUGGUCCAAUGGUGAGCUUUUACUCAGUGUUUAGCUAAAUGGAGGAGCGGGACCGCAGUCGCUCACCAUCUCGCAGGACCAGCAGAGUAGAGCAGGUGGUGGGACGCUGGCUUCGCCGCUCCAGAGAGUCCAUCAGCCGAGAGCGUGUAUUAGAAGAUGGACAGGUUACUGACAAUGGCUCUCAGGAGCAGAGGAGCUGCACUCUUCGAGUCACUGUUAAAAUCCCUCUUGACUCCACCCUUAACUCCCAUGGUUUUACUGUAUCAACACACACUCCACCACAGGUGCUGGACGUGACAGAAGGAGGCCCUGCUGAUGGAAAGCUGGUUCCUGGUGACCAACUUUUCAAAAUAAACAACAUUACUGUUGAAGAUCUUUCUACAGAGCAGGCCGCUGACAUCAUCAGAGAAUGUCAGAACACAGUAAUAUUGACUGUCCUGAGAAAUACAUUGGGACCAAAGUCGUCCUUCAUAACUCCAGAGAAGAGAGCCAAGCUGAAGUCCAACCCUGUUAAAGUGAGGUUUGCAGAGGAGGUGGUGGUCAACGGUCACUCACAGGGCAAUUCUCUGCUGUUCCUGCCUAAUGUUCUGAAGGUCUAUCUGGAGAACGGCCAAACGAAGGCUUUCAAGUUUGAAUCUAAAACCACUGUUAAGGACAUAGUGAUGACUCUGAAGGAGAAACUGUCAAUAACCCGUAUAGAACACUUCUCCCUAGUACUGGAACAACAAUACAGCAUCAGCAAACUCUAUCUACUGCAUGAGGAAGAGAUUAUUCAAAAGGUGGUUGAAAAAAAGGAGACACAUGACUACAGGUGUCUGUUCCGUGUCUGUUUUCUACCCAGAGACUUUAAAAGCAUGCUUACAGAAGAUCCUGUGGGCUUUGAGUAUCUGUACUUACAGAGUGUGAGUGAUGUAUUACAGGAGAGAUUCGCUGUAGAGAUGAAAUGUAAUACAGCUCUCAGACUGGCUGCUCUACAUGUACAGGAAAAGCUAGCCAGCAGUGGACAAUCCCUUAAAACACCACUUAAAGCUAUCAUGAAGGAGUGGGGUAUUGAAAGCUUUGUGUCCCACACCUUACUGCGCAACAUGAGAGAAAAGGACUUAAAGAAAGCCAUCAGUUACCACAUGAAAAAGAUUCUGUCUCAGGAGCCCAAGCAAAAGAUGAUCUCAGUGGAUCAAGCUAGACUGAACUACAUGAAUGAGAUGUCUGAACUCAAGUCAUAUGGAGGAAAAGCUUUUAGCGCCACUAUGAUGCUGCAGGACAGAGAGUCAACGGUGAGUUUGUUGGUGGGAGCUAAGUAUGGAGUGAGCCAGGUUAUCAAUCACAAGCUGAGCAUCAUGACAACACUCACUGAAUUCAGCUGCAUCACCAGAGUGGAAUUAUUACCCGAGUCUGACAGAGUUAGCCUGGUCAAGAUCUACCUCCAGGAUAUCAAGCCGAUAACAUUGCUGAUGGAAUCAGUGGCAGCCAAAGAUUUAUCGUGUCUGGUUGCUGGAUAUUGCAAACUGCUUGUGGACCCCCAGAUCUGUGUGUUCCCCUGGUCACCUAAUUCAAAGAGUCACCGGAUAUCAACUGAAGAGGGAUAUGUGUCACACUGUGGAAGUGACUCGGAAGACUCGGACACAGAUGUGGAUGCUCUCCUUGCUCAUGUUGCCAGCACUGCCAAAAGCAGCACAACAGCAACAAGUGAUAAACCUAAUGAUGAACUACCAGAAGAAACUGAAAAAACUAAAAGUGACAUGGAAAAAGAUGAAGAGAUGGAAAAAGAAGGAGGCAAAGAAGAGGAGGCAUUGGAAAAGAAGGAAAGAGAAGAGGACCAAGAACCCAUCAAUGAAUCUAUAAAUGAUAAUAAUGAAAAGACAACAGAUAUAAAUGAUGAGAGACUGGGCACAGAAAAGGAAGGCAAAUCUCAAGAGAAUAAGCCUGAACACCCUCCCUGUAUCAUUAUUGUAGAUGACCCUUCAUCUGAAGCAUCUGAUUCAUACCAAACGGAGUCACAUUUCAUGACCAGCAUGUCCAGUGACUCUAUAGAUGCUUUGGAGGAGGAUGAUCUUAUGACCUAUUUUUCUACCAGACACCCAUGGCAUUUACCAGUGAAAGACUCUUACCACUGUGAAGACCGCUUUUCACCAUCACUGUCUCCACAGCAACAGCUUUGCAAAGACUCUCAGUCCCAGAGUGACCUGUGCUCUGCUGAUUCCCAUUGUGAGCCAGAUAUUGACCAAUUCUUUUGCUUUGCUGCACUCUCAAACAUUGCUGAAUGUCUACCUAGUCCCCCUGCAGCCAGCGAAGAGGAAGACUGUGAGGAGUCAGGAAUAGAGAAUGAAAACCAUAAAAAGGAGUCACCUGCAAAAUGUCCUGAAAGCAACCUACCCCUUCCUGCAGAUUAUGUGUUCACAUUUGAACAAGGAGACACUAGACAUUACUACAAUAUCUGCUCCAAUGUUACUCCUGACAGUGCUCGCAGCCUUCCAAAACCUUUCUCUUCUCCAGAUUCUACAGAAACACGCCAGGAUCAGGAAGGAGUGGCAAGGAAUGGGAAAGAAGCAGUGCCAAUUUUUCAUCCCCCACCAGGGUUUGGAGACAGCAGUUCAGAUGAUGAGUUCUUUGACGCUCAGGAAAGAUUCACAUCCCCGGAAGAACCUUUAUCUACUGCUAUGACUAGGGAAAAUUCUGCAGAAUCCAGCACCAUAUUAAACACACUACGCCUGGGACAGAUUGGCAUCUGUGUCAGUGAACAAGAGGCAAAGGAUUCAGAGAGGAAACAAAAGGAGGAAGGAAAAAUGAUUACACAAGAUGAAUUGUCAAAUUUCAAUAAAAGAUCCAAGAAGCGUCGCUCAUUCAUGGAAACUAAUUACACAUCCCUUGUAUCAUUCCCAGAGCAGGAUCAAUUAAGUAACAGCUAUGGAAAUAGCAUCCAAAGCUGUGGAUCUUUAUUAGUCAAUCAUGGCACUGGUCGAAUGGCAUGUUUUGAUAGUGGAUGCUCAGAUCAAGUUCCAUGCCCAACAGUCUCGUCCUUAACUGAUUCUGAAGGAGAACCUGCACAACUGGAAUCCAAACCUAUUACCCCAUCAAAAGUUAAUGGAUCAGGACCACAUAAUUCCACUGUUACACAAGUGGGAUCACACUCAAACAAAGCCUUCCAGCGCAAACAGCAACGUAUAGAAAUGGAACCAGAUUCCAUGGAGUUUAAAUCAGUCACUGAACUAAUGUCUACUGUAUCACCAACUAUAAUGGCAGUACGCUCCCAUAUGGACGUGCAUGAUAAAGUAAGCACCAGAAACCAUGGUACAGACGAUGAGGAGGAGGGUGCAGUGGGAGGUCUAGAGAGUCUGUUCGGGGGCCACUUGUUCUUUGAUAUGUCUAAAAAAAAGUGUGAUAGCAGUGUUUUAUUUGGUCAAAGAGAUGACCAGGUAACCAGACAAAUGGAAGAUUUGUUCCACGGCAGAUCAGUGAACCAAAAGAGUAGCUCACUGCCAAGACUUGGCCAGAUAUCCCCAUCAAGUUUGCCGUACUUCCAUGUUCCAAGUAUAUCGUACACCACAAGCCCUAAUACAGAGAGGGAUAGCAAUACUUUACAUCUAGAAUUUGGAAUGGGAAAACACUCAGUGGAGCCAACAGAGAGAACCAGGAGCCAGAGCAUGUCUGCAUCUUUUGGUAGUGGUGCGCCACAUUGCCCAUCAAGACAUUUAUUUUGCCAGCAAGUCAGAACACCAGAAUCUGACGAAACUGAAAAUUCAAGUGACCCUACUGUUCCGUUCGAACCAGCUCAGAAUUUUCUUCUUACACCUUGUUCAUCAGGAAUCCUUGGCCGACUUUCUGCCUCUACCCUGCGGGGAAAGAUCCAGAACCUUCCCCUUUACUUAUCACGAUCCCAGCAGAUACUAAAUGCUGGUUCGAAUGGUAGUGGCAUUGUUGAGCCUUUGCGAAGACUUUCCGAGUCCCAACUACAACGAAAUGAAGUUGAGGUAGCUAAAGAGGUAACCGAAGAUGCAACCAUAAAUGAAGGUGCUCCUGAAGUCACAGAGGUAAAAGUGGUAACCAUAGUAUCUGAAGAAGUGACUGAAGUCAUUGAGGAGGUAAGAGAGGUCCCCCACAUUAGUCCACAAGCAUGUGGACAGAGGAAAAUCAAAAAUGAACCCAAAGAUCUUUCUGUAAUAUCAGUAUCCCCCUUUUGUUCAAAUGCAAACAGCUCUCUCCAGAUCAACCCUUCUUCUGUAGUAGUUACUACACAGAACCUUAAUGGACCUUGGGGGUUGGUAGCAUCCAGUGGAUUACAAGGACAUAGCCAUUGUCCCCAUAACAUUACACCUAACUGUGGGGUUUUCACAAACUGUCAAUCGAAACCUACCAUAGCCCAGCCACAGUCCUUGCUCAGUCCAAAACAACAAGAGAAACCAGACUUUAGCUGCACAUCAGUCCUGGCUAUGGGUUGUGAUACUGUAAUGGAGAGUGCUGAAGCACCUUUAGAGGUCUGUCAGUCAGUAUACACCAACUGUUUCAGUGGAGUCCUUGACAGUGCCAGCUUUGAUGAUGAACUCACUGUCUAUGAGUUUUCCCGCAAAACCAGCCAGAGUGAAACAGGAGAUGCAGUACUGACCUCUGUUCCUCCUUCCUCCCUCUCUGCAUCCCCUGCAUCUUUCUCUCCAUCUUCUCCGUUGCCCUCAUUCCCUCAUCUAGUGCUGCCUGCUUCUUCAUCUACAGAGCUUAACCCCCUUCUGUCUCCCUUGGAUGCUUCUGACUGCUUCCUAUCAGACCCUCAUGAAGAUAUAAUCACUUCACUGCUGACUCGUCGGUAUUCUUUACCACCAACAGGAUUCCUUUCUUUGCAAAGGGAUGUAGAUACCCUUUUAUGUGUUCUUGCUGGUGCGAUGAAGAACCAGGAUGAGGCCCAAGAGCACCCUAGGGAUACCUGUGUGGCUCACUUUUCAGAGAACAAAAGGCGAUUGCAUGGGGAAGCUCGGGGGCUUUUAGCUGGAUGUCAGCGUGUGGUCAGGGUUGGGCAGACGCCAGAGGAAACACUUCAGUCGCUUGCUGAAAGCUUCCGUUCACUGGUACAGCUGACAAGUGUGUGUUUAUGUUUCUCCAGCUGCCAGCGGUGCAGGGAGCGCCAUGCUCAAGCACUUACAGGACUAGCAAAUGUUGCAAAAACUUAUCAGGACUUUGCUCGGGCAGCAGAGCUAGUGGGAAGUGCUGCCGAAAGGAAGACUUGUCUUGAGCUCAGUAUUAAGCUCUUGGCCCGCCAAUGCACUGCAUUAACAUCCUCAGUCUUCUGCCUCACUCAGCUCUUUCGCACUCUCACUGCCCUUUGACCUUUGGACAGCUACAUUGGGUAGUCCCCCCAUCCCCCUAAACUACAACAAACCUGUGAGAAUAACUUAAAUGUGGUUUUCUCAAACCAUCUCAUGAGAUGUAUAAAAUUAACACCAAGGCGGUGUCCAAAGGUACUGGCAUACCAGUAAUAAGCAUGCACUAAUACAUACACACAUGCAGACAAUGAAACAUAAACCUGCCAUUUAAGUGUUUUGAAUGGAUUAGCCUAAAAGACAAAUGUACUGAGAAGAUAAUUUCCUAACAGGGUACUAUAGAGCUUGUUUUACAGUAUUUGUAUGUGGGGUAAAGUUAUUUAGUAUUGAAUGUAAUUCUAAACCAAAAGUCUUUGUACUAUGAUUACAGUAAUUUAUUCUAUUUAUGAGGAAAGCAUAGAUCAGGAUUCUGUGUUGUGUAUCUUCCAACAUUCUCUUCUCUCCUUAAAUUUGCUAUCUCUUGCUUGCUUUCUCACUACUAUUCUAACCAAUGUUAUGCACAUACAGUAAAUUUUCUUCUGUCUGCCAUGCCUACUUUCUAUUAGAUAAUGCUCUAAAAGUGUUCUGCAGUAAUCACCUGGGUUAUAAAUGUUUACAAAAUACAAACAACAUUUUCUUGAGUAGGCAGUAACAUUUUUGUGUUCUUUAAGAUGAAUAUACCAAAGCCGAUGGAUGAAUGAAUUUGCAGAGUGAUUGCAGAUUUUUCAAUCAACAUCUGCAUAUGCUUUACAGGUUUAACUUCAAGAAGGUAGGAUAAUUUGGAUCAUAGAUGUGGAGGAACAAUAUAAUUGUUUAAUAGCAAUCUAUAAUUUAAAUAGAAGCAAUCUAAUUUUGGUGCUAUUCGUUUAUUUUUUCACAGACAAGUCAUUUCUUUAUAUUCAUUCCUCCUAUUUUUCCAGUCCUCACAAAACACUGCUCAUAUAAUCACCAUACAAUGAUCAAAUUAUUGUAGAAAUUCGUUCAAAGGUGACAGAAAAUUACAAAUAUGAGUGCGUAAAGAUAGCAAAUGACUAAAUUAUAAGCAAGGUCAUUUACCCACAAGUACAUGUGUCUGAAUACCAAAAAGCUGCCAUGUACUCUUUACUUAUAAGGCAUGCUGUAAGCCAUAGGCAUACUGUAUUUCUUGAAAAUAGUGGGCAAGGCUGCAUGUAGAAAAUGAAUGCAUGAUUGAAAGAGUGAUCAGUGAGUGUAUGGAUGGAUUAUGAAAACCAACAUUGUAAUGCAGUAUUCACCCCAUUAAAAUUAGUUCCAAAUGAC
Molecule: messenger RNA, 7123 nt
Organism: Danio rerio (zebrafish)
Lineage: Eukaryota; Metazoa; Chordata; Actinopteri; Cypriniformes; Danionidae
Source: RefSeq, a predicted model, not a curated record